CCAGUCCACUGCAGCCCAGGUCGAACCAAAAUGUCAGGAACCAUUGUGAUCACCGGAGCCAACAGCUCCUCCCAGGAUCCCAGAGGACCUGGAGGAGCUGGUGAAACCGAUGAGAGCCUGAAGAGAGUUACGGCGGUUGGUAUCAACCCGGGCAAUCUCAGCGACCCCCGUGCCCUGCGGACAAACACACCCGCGGCUAUCAGGUUUAUGUCGCGGUUUAUCAUCCAACCGUUUAGGCCUCUGCUGAGUCUGAAGGAUCCCACCAUACGUACAUCCGCGGAGGCAGCAGUGGACGUGGUGGAGUUGGCCGUCAACAAGACUUAUGCCGGGGAGACGGGCUUCUUUACUCUGCUGAAGAAGGACGAUAGCUCACCCGAGAGCCAGGACGGCGAGAAGCAGGAGAAGCUGUGGAAGAAGACUCUGGAAUGGGCGAAGAUCAGCCCUACGGAUAUCGCGCUGGUUGGAAUGACGCAGCCCUACGGGACGCAACUGCCGAGCACCUCCACCGUUGCGGUCCGCCCCACGGCAAAGGCCUUUGCCCCGGCCUCCAAUGGCUUCAUGACGUUUGCUCCGCAUGGGGGAUUAUGA
Messenger RNA from Aspergillus heteromorphus CBS 117.55, 588 nucleotides. RefSeq lists its product as uncharacterized. Bases 31 to 588 code for a protein of 185 amino acids. The transcript is spliced from 3 exons. Lineage: Eukaryota; Fungi; Ascomycota; Eurotiomycetes; Eurotiales; Aspergillaceae. The record is from RefSeq and is a predicted model, not a curated record.